ACUUCUUGUUUUCACUAGAUAAGAUGGAGACUGGACGGGAAGGAUUGGAAGAAGAAUUUCUGACAGCUUGUAAACAUGGAGACACGGAGACAUUUAAUAGACUUCUUAGAUCUGAAAUAAAUAUAAACUGUAGAGAUGGAGAACCUUUAAGAGAAUCCAUCCGGAACAACUAUGUUGAGAUCUGGACCAGUUUAUUGGAAAACCCAGAGAUAAAUCCAAACCUGACGGAUGAGAACGGGAGAACAGCGCUCCACGUGGCAAACUGGUUCAAUAAGGAGGCUGCAGCAGCUCGUCUUGUAUCCAUGCCUGGAGUAAACCUGAACCUGAAGGAUAACUAUGGAAACACUCCGAUCAUGAUGGGAGUCAAGUACGGAACCAGUGAUGUUCUCGUGGUCAUGCUCAACUGCAGAGGGGUUGAGAUAAUGGAGACUGAUGCCCAGGGUAGAGGAUUGGAGGAGUAUGCCCGGGAUAGUUGGAGGAUGAGUGAACAAGAGAAAACGGAGAUUGUAGAGAUUAUAACCCUAGAGAGGAGAACCAGGAUAAGAGAAACCUGCAGGAUACAGGAUGCCCCGACCCCUAGCGUGUGCAAGAAGGAGGUUGGCGUGCUCCGGGAGCGUGUAAACCAGAUGCUGGAUGAUCUCAACAGAAGUUUUGAGAGAGAUGAUGAGGAUCUUAAAGGAGGUUGGGAAUCAGAAACUCAAAGAUUACAGAUCAAACAUGAGAAGGAGAAGAGAGCCUUAAAGGGGAGGCAGGAGAGGAUAUUCUGCGACCUGGAGAGCAAACACAGGAAGGAGAAGAAUGAGUUAAUGACCAAACAGACCAAGCAGACCUAUGAGAUGAAGAUGAGACAAGGACGGGAGACAGAGGAGAUGAUUGAGAGACAAAGGGAGGAGAAGAGUAUGAAGGAGAUAGAGAAGAAUAAAAGAAUUAGUAAAUGUAUCAACAUGCUCCAACCUGCCUCUAGUCCAACUUCUAAACUAGACAAAACUGAGGAAGCAGUAGCAGGGUUACUGCAGAAACUGGCCAAGGAGACUGAGUGUCCAAUAUGUUUACUGGAGAUGAAAGAACGCGUCUUUCAGUGUGUUUCAGGACAUACAAUCUGUGAAUCUUGUCACGGACGAACAGAGAUAUCUAGCUGUCCCACCUGCCGGUCAGAAUUCAUAGGUCGAGCUAUUGCUGUGGAGAAAAUGAUACGAACUAUCAGAGGACAAAACUAAAUUGAGUCAGAAACAUUUAAACUGAUAAUAUUAACUAGAGAUGGGUUAAACUCUUUGGAGGAAUGACUAACUCAGUCCAUUUAAAAGUUAUCAGCUUUGCAUUUAGUUUAGAGCUUAUACAUAUCAAUCAAAAUUAUUAGUUCUGUAUCUUAACUUUUAAUAAAUAUGCAUCUUAGAA
Molecule: messenger RNA, 1395 nt
Organism: Eurytemora carolleeae
Lineage: Eukaryota; Metazoa; Arthropoda; Copepoda; Calanoida; Temoridae
Product: POTE ankyrin domain family member H
Exons: 12
Coding region: 24-1217 (397 amino acids)
Molecular function (GO): protein binding
Source: RefSeq, a predicted model, not a curated record